AUGGUUUUGAAACGGAAAAUCGGUUCGGCGGGUUUGCAGCGACGCGUGAAGCCCAGGCGCGAGGACGAUUGGGAGAUGGACCACGAUGGCAGCCAAGCUUCGUCGAGCGACGACGAGGUUGAAGAACAGGGAACUCGACGCCGUGACCAGAAGGAUGCCGACGACAGCGACAAUGAAAGCCGGUCUGAACCUGAGUCUGGCUCCGACCAAGAAUCAGAGGACGAUGAUCAAGAACCAGCCGCCCCCAAUGUUGACCUCACCUCCAUCUCCUUCGGCGCUCUUGCAAAGGCCCAAGCCUCACUCCCUCCCUCCCAGCGCAAAUCCAAGUCUUCCGAGGCUGCUGCCACCGCCGACACCUCCGCACGCAAAGACGACCCCCCUCCCCGCAAGCCCACCCGCUCAAAGAACGACCCGACUCCCAAGCGCUCCUCUAAGCACGCCCCCCAGGAGCAAUCCUCAAAGCGUCCCGUCUCCCGCCUCCGCGAGAUCAUCCCGGACACCCGGCGGCAGGCCCGCGACCCGCGUUUCGAUCCCCUCGCCGGCCCCCUCGACGAGGCCAAGGCCAACAAGGCCUACGCCUUCCUCGACGAGUACCGCGACAGUGAGAUGGCCGACCUCCGCAUUCAGAUCAAGAAGACCAAGGACCCCGAAGCCAAGGACGCCCUCAAGCGCCAACUGCUCUCCAUGGAGUCGAAGAAGAAGUCUCGUGUGCGCCGAGAGGAAGCGGACAACCUGCUGCGCGAGCACCGUCAGCGCGAGAAGGACCUCGUUGCCCAGGGCAAGACGCCCUUCUACCUGAAGAAGAGCGAGCAGAAGAAGCAAAUCCUCGUAGACCGCUAUGCCAGCAUGAGCAAGGGCCAGGUCAACCGCGCCAUCGAGCGCAAGCGCAAGAAGGUUGCGGGCAAGGAGAAGAAGGAGAUGGGUUCAUUAGAG
Ilyonectria robusta is the source of this 933-nucleotide messenger RNA. RefSeq lists its product as uncharacterized. The transcript has 2 exons. The record is from RefSeq and is a predicted model, not a curated record. The annotation marks the transcript as partial. Lineage: Eukaryota; Fungi; Ascomycota; Sordariomycetes; Hypocreales; Nectriaceae. Gene Ontology annotation, biological process: maturation of SSU-rRNA from tricistronic rRNA transcript (SSU-rRNA, 5.8S rRNA, LSU-rRNA). Gene Ontology annotation, cellular component: nucleolus; 90S preribosome.